Polyodon spathula (Mississippi paddlefish) is the source of this 1411-nucleotide messenger RNA. RefSeq lists its product as uncharacterized. The coding region runs from base 8 to 1375 and encodes 455 amino acids. Lineage: Eukaryota; Metazoa; Chordata; Actinopteri; Acipenseriformes; Polyodontidae. Gene Ontology annotation, molecular function: GTPase activity. The transcript is spliced from 12 exons. The record is from RefSeq and is a predicted model, not a curated record.
CCGCAUCAUGUCCGGCGGCAGAGUGAAACACAGGUCCGUCUCUAACUCAGUAGAUUCGGCUGUCAUCUCGCCCGGCGAGCGGGUUCUCAGAGAAUGUCACACCCUCUACACCGACCCGGAGAACGGGCUGAUAAAGAUAGCUAACAGCCUUGGUCUUCAGUUACUCCCUCCUCGAAAGAAGAUCAUUGUGAUGAUAAUGGGAAACCAUUCAGCAGGGAAGAGCUCCUUUAUCAACUGGUAUGUGGAGGAGCACAUUCAGAAGACAGGGGUUGCGAUCGAGACGCAGGGAUUCACGUUUAUCACAAGCGGUCGGAAAAGAGAGUCACUCACAGGCAAUGCAACCCUCCACCUGUACCCACAUUUCCAAACACUUCAGGAGUUUGAAGGUGUAUCAGACUACCUCUCUACUGAGAUCUCCACCUCCAGACAGAAGAAGUUCAGCCUGGUGACGUUCAUAGAUACCCCAGGGCUGGUGGACGGUGAUAUGAAGUACCCCUUUGAUGUGAAUAGUGCCUUAGCUUGGCUUGGUGGGCAAGCUGACCUCAUCUUGGUGUUCUUUGACCCCAUGGGUCAGGCUCUGUGUAAGCGCACUGUGGACAUUGUGGAGCGGCUCAGUGAGACGUGCGGAGACAGGCUCCUCUUCUAUCUCAGCAAGGCUGAUGAGGCGGGCCGGGAGACUGACAGACAGAGAGUAAUGAUGCAGAUAGUUCAGGAGCUUUGUCGGAGACCCGGCCUGAACAAGUGUGGUUUUGAGAUGCCUACGAUAUACAUACCCAACCCACAGAAGCCCAGCUGGUGUGUGAACCAGAUUGAUGGGGUUUGCAAGACGAUCGAGAAGACCAUUAGCCAGGCUGUGCAGAAAACACUCAACCAGCUGGACAAGGACUGCGACCUGAUCUGCAGAACCAUCAGCAAUCAGAUUACACUUGACAGGGAGUAUGUGGGCUGUAAUAAAAGCUCUUACUUGCAAUCCCUCCUGUUUGGCGCUCUGGGGACUGUGCUGCCUGUGCUGCUCGUGAUUAGUCUCCUGCUGAACACUUUCUCCAGGGACGAAGUAGAGGGAGCUGUGGGAGAGAGCCUGGCAAGCCUUCUGCACUCAAGCACUGUAUGUGUACAUAGUGUAAUGAUGAUUUUGUGGGGCUGGAUACCAGAAGACGGGCAGAUCUGGCUCCUGCUUAUUCUGCUUGCCACUUGUUACCUGUUUUUGUCUUUGGCAAAAUAUCGUGCAAGCAAGACUUACCGGACCCUUACAAAGAGGGAAAAGCGAUGCCUUGCACAAUACCAAGAUUAUAUUCAAGAUGCCGUGAAACACAAGAAGAAGCUGCUGUACGAAGAGUAUUUGCGUCACUGUGCUGCAGAGUACGAUCUGGGCUAGAAAAAGAAACGUCACACACAAAGCCAUGGGAAUUCU